AGUCGAUCGAGGAGUGUAUCGGAGAAUUCUUGGUCGCGAUUAGAUUUUAAAAUGUGGUGGAUGGUUGGGAAUGGGCAUUUGCAGGCUUAUAUGGCCCUAACGUGGAUAUGGAUAGGAGAAGGUUGUGGGAGAAGUUGGCGGGUCUAUACUCAUUAUGGGAUGUGCCGUGGUGUAUGGGGGGCGAUUUUAAUACUAUUCGCUUUCCUAGUGAGUGUUCAGGGCAUUGUCGGAAUUCUCUGGCCAUGGAUGAAUUCUGCGAGUUCAUCUUCGAUCUUGACCUCAUGGAUCUUCCCCUAUUAGGGGGUGAAUACACUUGGUCAAAUGGGAGGGUGUGGUCGAGAUUGGAUAGAUUCCUUCUAUCUCCUGCAUGGGAAGCUCAAUGUCCGGAAGUUAGUCAGAAACGACUAGCUCGAGUUAGUUCUGAUCAUUUUCCUAUCCUUUUGGAUUGUGGGGGUAUACAUAGGGGGUGUCGGUAUUUCAAGUUUGAAAACAUGUGGCUAAAAGUGGAUGGGUUUGUAGAGAUGGUGCGUGCUUGGUGGUCUUCAUAUCAGUUCAUUGGUACCCCAAAUUACAUUCUUGCAAGUAAGUUGAAGGCAUUGAAACAAGAUUUGAAGAAGUGGGAUUUGGAGGUUUUUGGUCACAUUGACAAUCAGAAGGCUACAUUGUUGGAGGAACUGCAAGAGCUAGAGGAUAAAGAGUUAUUGGGAAAUAAUUAAGAGGAGAUGUUAUUGAGGAAGGGCAUGGUUAUGGCAAAUUUGGAGAGGGUUUUGUUGUCAGAGAAAACUUCAUGGCGUCAAAAAUCCAGAGCCCUUUGGUUGAAAGG
Molecule: messenger RNA, 823 nt
Organism: Juglans microcarpa x Juglans regia
Lineage: Eukaryota; Viridiplantae; Streptophyta; Magnoliopsida; Fagales; Juglandaceae
Exons: 2
Coding region: 108-716 (202 amino acids)
Molecular function (GO): catalytic activity
Source: RefSeq, a predicted model, not a curated record